AGAACGGAGAGGAAGGAAGGAGCCAUUAGGACUUGUGUUCCCGUUUCGACAGCACCAGACGUAUCCACGAGGAGAGGACCAAUGGCUUCCGACUCAGAGCUUCGGACUUCCACCGGGAAGCAAGCUUCGACAAGCACAGAUUUGGAGCAAUGCUCUUCUCCCACCAAACUCUCCAAAAUUGUAUCCCUAACUUCGCCAGUCUCCACCUCGAAAGGGAAAGGGAAAGAGAAGGUCGAUGAUGAAAUCAAGGGUGAAGGUGAAGGUGAGGGCGCUGCCAUGGAUUCUGACCGGAAUACCUGCGGCAUCUGUUUAUCCGAGGACGGCAAAGCCAUCAGAGGUUGGAUUGAUAGCUGCGAUCACUACUUCUGUUUCGUCUGCAUUAUGGAGUGGUCGAAAGUUGAAUCUCGUUGUCCCAUGUGCAAACAAAGAUUCAGCACCAUUCGCCGCCCGCCGAAAGAUGGGACUUUUAUUCGUGAACGAAUUGUUAACAUCCCCGUUCGUGAUCAGGUAUACUAUCCUUUCGGAAAUGCCACUACUGGGCCUUCUGAUCCAUAUGCAGAAGUUCGAUGUAGUGAGUGCAGUGGUAAAGGAGAUGAAAGUCUCCUACUCCUUUGUGAUCUUUGUGACUCAGCUGCUCAUACUUACUGUGUUGGCCUGGGGGCAAUGGUUCCUGAGGAUGAUUGGUACUGCCAUGAUUGUGCCAUUUCUAAGGAUGAGCACUCUAAUAGUGAAGUGGAAACUGAUUAUGACAAUAAAAAAUUCUCUAUUAACUUUGAUGCGACACAGAAUGAGGCACCUGUUUCUAUUUUUGACAUUGUCCGUGAAUCCAAUAACCCAGAGGUUGACAGAACAUCUGAAAGAACCUCUGCUGACCCAAACCAAUUGUCAUGUCCUAUUAUUCUGCAGAGGGAUAGAAGUGCAGGAUCCAAAGUAAAGGACCUUAAUGCACGGACAUUACAUCGAUGCCGCAAUGUGCACAGCCGCAUACAGGUCUUACGUGAAAACUGGAAUGCCUUGCGAACGAGGUCCUUGGAUUUUUCUUCUAGUUUACUUGAUUCCCAUGGAAAAAGUAGUAUGAAUGACAAGAGUAGAGCAAUAUGUCCUGACAGAUCAAGUCAUCUACAGUCCUCAUCUUCCAUGAGUUGUCAACAGAUGCCUUCCAAGGAUACUGUUUCUGGAGAGAUGUUGCGCAAUAAAAACCCGUACGAUAUUGACAGAGCCUGGAAAAUGUUGGAUGUAGCAAAAUCAGUGCAACGAGCUCGUCAAGGCUCCAGCAUUAAUCAUCUGGGCCCUAAUUGUCCAUCUGUUAACGGGCUUUUGUCAAAAGAAGCAGCUAAUGUAAAUUCAAGUUCUCUUGCAUCAAGGAACAAGUACUUUGCAUCCAAGGAUCUGAGAAGUGCAUGGGAGAAGAAUAAUAAGUGCCAUUCUCUUGACAUGCCACAAGAAAACCAUAGACCUCAGAAGUUUGUGAAGCAAAGACCAAGUAAGGAUAUGAUGGAGACUUCAAAAUUUGACACUGGCUAUCCAACUACUCAUCUGUCAUCGCCAUCUGCUAGGCAGCUCCAGACACUGAAGGUAGAUGUUUCUCAAAAAUGGGACGGCCACAAAUCACUGAAAGUCUCACAUGGAACCUCCUCAAACUUAACUAAUGUUAGAGAUGGGUCUGCAAACUCAAUGACCCUGGUUGACUCGUUACCGGGAUGUUUUGAUACUUCUCAUAGCAAAGCAGAGAUUUGUGCAUCAUCUGGGUGCAAGGUGGAGGAGCCUCCCAAAGCGAAUGGGGAGCUGGAAAAGAACCAUUCUCCUGCUGAAAGUAUGGGAAGAGAAGAUCCUGAUGCCAAGAGUGAGGUCCAAUCACUGGUUAAGCUCAACUUGAAGUUGCUUACCAAAGACAAACGUUUAGGGGUUGAUGGAUUCAAGGAAGUUGCAAGGCAGGCCACCCAUACCAUUUUGGCAGCAUGUGGUUUAAACCACACCAAAUCACUUGCCCGCUCCUUUCCAAACCCAACAUGCAGCCAUGCAUCACAUAGUCAGCAGAUUCAUAUAUCUAAGUUAAUGCCUAGUUGUUGCAGAGAAUGCUUUUACGUUUUUGUAAAAGAUGUUGUGAAUUCCAUCAUGGCUGAGAAAAAAGCAGGUGAAGGAGCUUCUUAAUCCGACUUUUUGAGUCCAAUUCUUCCCAUAUUUGUAAUUAUUGUUGAUAUGAAGAAGCAAAUGGUGGGUUUUUUGU
This is a messenger RNA of Telopea speciosissima, 2227 nucleotides long. RefSeq lists its product as uncharacterized. Lineage: Eukaryota; Viridiplantae; Streptophyta; Magnoliopsida; Proteales; Proteaceae. The record is from RefSeq and is a predicted model, not a curated record. The transcript has 3 exons. The coding region runs from base 82 to 2151 and encodes 689 amino acids.